Messenger RNA from Tripterygium wilfordii, 2395 nucleotides. RefSeq lists its product as uncharacterized. The record is from RefSeq and is a predicted model, not a curated record. The transcript has a single exon. NCBI's taxonomy places the organism in Eukaryota, Viridiplantae, Streptophyta, Magnoliopsida, Celastrales, Celastraceae. Bases 125 to 2263 code for a protein of 712 amino acids.
CACCGUUGGAUCGCGACAUAAUCUUGUCCCAAUCUUCUCGCCACGUCAUCUCUUGCAUAAGCUCUCUGUCUCGUCCUAUUUAUCCUUCGCCAUUUUACUGGUUACUCUCAAUCUCCCACGAAUUAUGAAGCUGAAAUUCAAAUGUAUUACUUCUCUUUUUCUGCCUCAUUUGCUGCUGAUUCUACUAUGUGCAGCGGCGGACCAUGAGCCUUCAAGCUGGAGCAGCAUCGUCUACACUACAGUCGGCAGAGCAGACUACGCCUUUGACGUCUUCUCCCUUCCGACUGAAGGCCCGCCAACCACAACCAACGAACUCCAAAUCACCGACGGUCAGUCCGUUAAUUUCAAUGGUCACUUCCCGAAUUCACCUUCUUUUUCCUCGUUCGUCUCUAAUCAGACCCGAACCCGACUCUCAAGUGAACGACCACUAUUGGAGCUCGUCUAUGUCACGGAGAGGAACGGAUUGUGGAACAUAUACUACGACGCCGUUUACCACGAUGCUCCGGGAUCGAGGUCUGCCCAUGAGAUUCCAUCGCGCGUUCAAGUGCCCUUGUUGGGUGCUGUUAAUGUUCAGAAGAGCAAGAUCGGAAUUUCGAUGAAAGAUAAGCCAAGUGUGGCAGGGGACUAUCUAAUUUACGUGUCGAAUCACGACGACCCAGGUGUGCCAAGGACGAGUUGGGCUGCAGUAUACUCGGCAGAGUUGAGUACCGGGUUUACUCGUCGACUCACUCCUUUUGGGAUUGCGGAUUUUAGCCCUGCGGUUUCGCCGUCUGGAACUUGGACUGCUGUGGCGUCGUAUGGCGAGAGAGGGUGGAGUGGUGAAGUGGAGGAAUUGAGUACUGAUAUUUACGUAUUUUUGACUCGGGACGGAACUCGCCGAAUCAAGGUGGUUGAGCACGGCGGGUGGCCGAGUUGGGUUGAUGAUUCGACGCUGUACUUUCACAGAAGAAGUGCAGAAGAUAAGUGGAUCAGUGUUUACAGAGCGAUUUUACCAACUCAAGGCCCGGUGACAACAGAUUCAGUGAUUGUUGAGCGAGUCACUCCCCCUGGCGUCCACGCGUUCACCCCAGCUACCGCUCCAGGUAACAAGAACUUCAUCGCUGUUGCUACGAGAAGACCCACUUCGAAAUUUCGUCAUAUAGAGCUAUAUGACCUUUCUAAGAAGGAAUUCAGGGAGCUGACCCGACUCGUAUCGCCAACAACUAACCACUUCAACCCGUUUAUCUCGCCUGAUUCAAUCCUAAUUGGGUACCACAAGUGCAGAGGUGGAAGUAUUGGAAGUAAAAGUCCUCUGUUUCUGGAGAACAUAAGAAGCCCAGACGCUGAACUCUCUCUCUUCAGAUUCGACGGCAACUUUCCUUCUUUCUCGCCAAAGAGCGAUCGUGUUGCCUACAAUGGUGAUAAUUUUAUGGGGGUUUAUGUUGCGAACCGGGACGGUUCGAAUCUGCGCAAGAUCUAUCCCGAAAGUGCUUUUAUGGUCGCCUGGGAUUGGAUUCGUGAAGGAGUAGUGUACACGAGUACCGGUCCGUUUUUAGCCAGGGAGAGUACAGAAGUCGAUAUAAUCUCCAUAAACGUCGAUGAUGGUAGUUACAAGAGAUUGACCACGAACGCCGAAAAUAAUGCAUUUCCGUCACCGUCACCCGAUGGUAAAUGGGUGGUUUUCAGAUCAGGCCGGUCGGGUCACAAGAACCUGUAUAUCAUGGAUGCUGUGAACGGAGAAAGCGCCAGUCUCAGUCGGUUAACGGAAGGUCCCUGGGCAGACACGAUGUGUAGUUGGUCACCGAACGGCGAUUUGAUUGUUUUCGCGUCUGACAGAGACAAUCCGGGUUCUGGGAGUUUCGGAUUGUAUUUGAUCCACCCGAAUGGGACCGGGUUAAAGAAAUUACUUCAAAGCGGGUCAGGUGGUCAGACAACCCACCCGUCUUUCAGUCCGGAUGGCAAGACUAUAGUGUUCACUUCGGACUAUGGUGGCAUAUCAGCGGAGCCAAUCUCAAACCCAAAUCAUUUCCGACCAGACGGUGAGAUUUUUACGAUUAAAGUGGACGGCUCUGAUUUGAAGAGAUUGACAUACGAUUCGUAUGAUGAUGGGACCCCCACCUGGAUUCCAUUCUAUAUAAAACCAGUAGAUGUAGAGCCACCAAAUGAAAACGGACCAGUUUGUGACUUCGAAGAUUGUCUCUGGCUAAAUCAAAUGCCGAACCCAGCCACUUCUGCUGCUGCACACAUGGUUUCCAACAACGCUCAGGCUCGAUGUGGUGCAUGACCCUCUACUUUUCCGUGACAUAGUGGUUAUGUUAGGGAUCAUCACAAUUGGUAUCUCAGUUAUCUCAGUAGUUGAAUUGUAAUAUUAGAAAUAGUUUAUCAUUUUCCGGAUCUUUAUCAUUUUCGCUGUAAU